Messenger RNA from Prunus avium (sweet cherry), 968 nucleotides. RefSeq lists its product as uncharacterized. NCBI's taxonomy places the organism in Eukaryota, Viridiplantae, Streptophyta, Magnoliopsida, Rosales, Rosaceae. The record is from RefSeq and is a predicted model, not a curated record.
CCCUUUGGUUUGCAGUUUAUUACACAUUGUCCCAAGAGACUGCUCUGCAGUUAUUACUUCUUGGCCAUCUGGGUCUCUUAUGUUUAACCAGUUAAGCUUAUACUGACAGCCAAACACACCGCAAAUAUUUCUCUUCCUGCAAAUCCAGAAGCCUCAAGUUCCUCUCUUUUUUCCUUUAUUUGGUCACAGAAAGCCAAUAGUUCCUCUCAGCUCUUCAUCAAUGGAAGAUCCCAACCCAGCCCAGCCCACAGUCACGCAAAUCGCGAACCCCCCAAACUCCGAAGAAGCUCUCCCUCCACAGCCUCCCCCGUCUUCUCUUCCUCCCAAGACCAAGAAGAGACCCCUUGACAAUGAUGCCCAUAUCUCCAACUCCAGCUACUUCAAGGUUCGCGCCGUCCUCAAGGAGAUUCGUCCUCAUUUUCUUGAGGUUCUCCGGACCCCUGACUUUCGAUUAUGCAAGGCGGCCAAUGACAUCCAAGAACAAGUGAAGCUUCUGAUGGAACUAUACAAACAGAUGACAGCAGAAGCAGUUUCCACAGCAAGAUGUAAGAAUGUGCCGGAAGGCCAGCCUUUAUCAGGUGAAAAGUCCCAAGAUACUAGAGCUUCUGGAAAACCAUCAGAAAAUAAAUUUCCGUCAGGUGUAUCCAGCGAGAAGGCUGAAGAUGGUCAAAUUCAAGGGACAUAUGUUGUUGGAGGUUCAGCUUUUGGCUGGAAUUUCAUCACCUUUUUAGGCAGCGAACCAGUCUACUGUGGGAUAACAAAGGAGUCAUUUCGAGCUAAUGGGAGCAAAGCAACAGUUUCAUAAUCCUACUGUUCUAUGGUCUGGUUGAAGUACAUUAGGAAGGGAUAUAAAAUGGUCUCUCUGAUUCUUUCUGUCUCAAUGUUGUUUGAAUGGUAGGGCUAGCAGAGAUUCUUGAAGCCUGCCCCAUGAUAUUAGUAUAAAAGGGAUUCAUUGAUGAUUUGGUAAA